Xenopus tropicalis (tropical clawed frog) is the source of this 2659-nucleotide messenger RNA. It is a transcript of the gene prmt2, whose product is annotated as protein arginine methyltransferase 2. Gene Ontology annotation, molecular function: protein-arginine omega-N asymmetric methyltransferase activity; histone methyltransferase activity; protein-arginine N-methyltransferase activity. Gene Ontology annotation, biological process: chromatin remodeling. Lineage: Eukaryota; Metazoa; Chordata; Amphibia; Anura; Pipidae. The record is from RefSeq and is marked validated. Gene Ontology annotation, cellular component: nucleus; cytoplasm.
UGACAGUCUGUCCACUGGGAGAGGUGCAGAGCGGGGUGACAGUCUGUCCACUGGGAGAGGUGCAGAGCGGGGUGACAGUCUGUCCACUGGGAGAGGUGCAGAGCGGGGUGACAGUCUGUCCACUGGGAGAGGUGCAGAGCGGGGUGACAGUCUGUCCACUGGGAGAGGUGCAGAGCAGGGUGACAGCAUAAUCUUGGGGAAAGACACAGAGGGGGAUAGUGUAUUUAUGGGAGGAUACUCUGGGCAGGGUGAUACUAUAAACAUGGCAGGAGAGGGAGAUAAUUGUGGCACUCUGCCCAGGCGGGUAGAAACUGAGAUAAAUGAGUAUAAAGAUGUACAUAGGGACAUACAUCCAGCAGAGUCCAGUGAUAAUAAGCCAGAGAAAGCAGAGUUUAUAAAAAUUGAGAAGCAAUCUGCUAUAACAGAGGAAAAAAGUAUGUCCACAUCAGGCUGUUCUUCUGAAAAAUCUGACUUUCAAGAUAGCACCGAGGGAGAGGAGGAGGAGGAUACACAAUCUGAAAACUUAUGCAUGAGAGAAUAUGUUGUGAUACGUGAUUAUAUGGCAGCAGAUGCCACACAGCUCAGCCUGUGUUUUGGAGACAAGGUUCUGCUCCUUAGUGCAGUGACACAAGACUGGUGGUGGGUUAAGCAUAAUGGCAUCUGUGGUUAUGUCCCAGCAAGUUAUUUGCAUGAUGCUUUAAACGACCAGGAAGAUACAGAAGUGGAUGACCCAUGGCAGGAUGAAGAGUAUUACGGUAGUUAUAAAACCUUGAAGCUGCAUUUGGAAAUGUUGUCUGAUGUUCCUCGUACAACAGCCUAUAAAGAGGUUAUACUGAGGAACAGUUCAUCUCUGUGUGGCAAGCAUAUCCUCGACCUGGGAUGUGGCACUGGAAUCAUAAGCUUUUUCUGUGCUAAGUUAGCACAGCCAGAGGCCGUUUAUGCAGUAGAAGCCAGCGAGAUUGCAGAGCAAACACGCAGACUGGUAAAGCAGAAUGGAAUAUCAAACCUUGUGCAUGUCAUCAGGCAGCGAGCAGAAGAACUGCAGCUACCCACAAAGGUGGACAUUCUUGUGUCGGAGUGGAUGGGAACCUGUUUACUGUUUGAAUUUAUGUUGGAGUCAGUCCUUCAAGCUCGUGACCGGUGGCUGAAAGAGGAUGGAGUGAUGUGGCCAAGCACAGCCUGCAUUCACUUGGUGCCAUGUAGCGCUUCUAAGGAGUAUGCAAACAAAGUUCUAUUUUGGGACAAUCCAUAUCAACUGGAUUUCAGCCUUUUAAAGCCUCUUGCAGCAAAAGAGUUUUUUGCCAGACCCAAGCCUGAUUACGUGCUGCAGCCAGAGGAUUGUUUGUCUGAGCCUUGCAUCCUUUUACAUCUAAAUCUGAAGACACUACAGCUUGCUGAGCUAGAGAGAAUGAACAGUGAUUUCACAUUCUUCGUACACACCGAUGGCCUGCUGCAUGGAUUUACAGCCUGGUUUAGUGUUCAGUUUCAAAAUCUAGAGGAGCAGGGGCAGCUGGAACUUAACACUGGUCCUUUUAGUCCGCUCACUCACUGGAAGCACACACUCUUCAUGCUUGAUGAGCCACUCCAGGUUCAGAAAGGAGACAAGAUAAGUGGCUCUGUAGUGUUUCAAAGGAAUUCGGUUUGGAGGCGGCAUAUGUCUGUGACACUGAGCUGGGUCAUCAAUGGAAAACUAACGAUGCAAAACGUGAGUCAACAAUGGCAAGCUAUACUUGCUUAACUACAUAUGCAGAAGCAGCAUUUGGCACUUAUAAACCAUUCGCCCAUCAUCAUAUAUGUAGUCCGUCCUUUGAACAGGAGAUGGGGUAACAAAGUGUGAGUUCUUAGGCUUGUAAGUCACGCAUCCCAUGGAGCUAAUGAUACUUUCUAUUCACAUACCUCCCAGACAGCAGACAGGACAGAGGCUGAGCAGCACAUGAGUAGCAAGGAGCUGCUUGUGGUUACAAAGCUUGUAGCUGCAGGCAUGAGACUAAGGGGCGAUUUAUCAAAGUUUGAGUUUGAUUUUUCUUGUUUUAACAAGUAAAGGCUUUUUUUUUGCGCUAAAAAACUUAAAUUCAAAUUAUUUUUAAAAAUUUAGUUAGCGAAAAAAAAAAUCCAAAAACUCAAAUGUAAAAAUUUGCCAUCUAAAAGCUUGCGAGUUUCGAAACAAGUCCAAUGGGAGUUGUCCUAGGCAACGUCAAGCCGCAUUCAAUAUGCAAGUUUAUUCAAUUUAUAUAAACUUGAAUUCACGAGCUCGAAAAUUGAUAAAAAAGCCCAUAAAUGUACUUUGUCAUUAAUUAUGUGUGUGUCUUUAUUAGGUUGGUUGCAAGGUGUUUCCAAUCUGGAGAUGAAGCAUUUCCUGCAGUGGUGAUGGUACUUGGUCUUACAAUGUCUGGUCUCCGUAGGCUAAAAAACCAAUACAGUUGGGCAGUAAUAGCUUUCAUUUCUAAAAACUACAUGUUUGUCUCUUGGGAAAAGGAAUAAUAAUGCAGAUGGCCUUAAAACCCUACCUCAUAAGACAGAGGUUUUGUGCCUUUCUAAGUGAACACAAUCAACAUGCAACAGGAAGAAAUUUUAAAAUAUUUAAUGUGCUUUUUAUCUUUUUUUUUUUUUGUAAUUUCCCAGGUAACUGUUGGGCUCCAGAGUGCUAAAUGCAUUUUUU